Messenger RNA from Schistocerca nitens (vagrant locust), 3154 nucleotides. RefSeq names its product UDP-glucosyltransferase 2-like. Lineage: Eukaryota; Metazoa; Arthropoda; Insecta; Orthoptera; Acrididae. The transcript has 7 exons. Bases 160 to 1701 code for a protein of 513 amino acids. Gene Ontology annotation, molecular function: UDP-glycosyltransferase activity. The record is from RefSeq and is a predicted model, not a curated record.
CCCGUUAUAAAAUGUUGGCGAAGACUCAGCCGCCGGCAGUCAGUGGCCGGGACGCUAGCAGUGCGAGGAUUGAGUAACUGUACCCCAACUACACGUGCUCACAUCUCGUGCGUAGCCAACGCCCACGGAAAAGCUUCCUUAGUUACUGAGGCGACCGCCAUGAUGACCGGCCUGAUGCUGGUGAUGCUGUCGGUGCUGGGAGCCUCGGAUGCGGCCAAGAUCCUGUCCGUUGUGGCGUUCCCGGCCGUCAGUCACCAACUACCCCUCAGGAUGAUAAGUCUGGAGCUGGCCAAGAGAGGCCACCAGGUCACCUUCAUCACCACCGACCCGUCCAAGAAAAGCAUUGCCAACUUUACAGAAGUUGACAUAUCUGCGUCGUACAAGUUUCUGAGAACAGGCGCAACCUGGGACUGGAUGACGAUGGCUCAUUUUACAGCAACCGACAACAUAUAUUCGUGGAAGGAACAGUUCCGUGGUGUUUGUGAGAGCGACCUGAGUGCUCCAGAGAUGGUGGAAUUCAUAAAGUCACCUCCAAAAUUCGACCUGGUCAUUUUGGAACGAUUGCUGUCGCCGUGCUUCUACGGUUUGGUUCAUAAAGUGGGCUCGCCGCCUCUCGUCGGGUACAUUAGCAUAAACGCAGGCGUACCCAGCCUCUGGACCGAUGGAAACCCCAGCAAUCCCGCUUACAUUCCAAGCUUUAUGGUGCCCUUUUCACACCACAUGUCAUUCUGGGAGAGGCUUUACAUGACAUGGGUAUGGCUCUACACGAACUAUCGCUACUUCUACGUAAUGAUGCCGCACCAAGAAGAAAUCAAGAGGAAAUAUUUCGGGCCUGACGUUCCAUCAGUUUAUGAAACUGAAAAAAAUUUCAGUUUGAUGCUUAUGAAUAACCAUUUCAGUAUAAACUACCCUCGACCGUACCUGCCGCACAUGAUAGAACUGACUGGACUACAUGUGGAACCAAACCCAGCACCUCUUCCUAAGGACCUACAGGAGUGGCUGGAUGGAGCAGAACACGGAGCCGUAUACUUCAGUAUGGGUUCCACUGUCAUGGGGAGUUCGAUGCCUGAAGAUACGAGGCUGGCGUUUCUCGAGGGUUUCAGAAAAAUCCCACAGAGGGUGCUGUGGAAGUGGGAGGCCGACAUGGACGACCUGCCGCCCAACGUCAAAGUCUCAAAGUGGCUGCCUCAGCAGGCUAUAUUGGCACAUCCAAAUGUCCGUGUGUUCAUCACUCAGGGUGGUCUGCAGAGCUUUAACGAGGCUGCCUAUCACGGGAUUCCUCUACUGGCGAUUCCCAUCUUCGGCGACCAGCAACAUAAUGUAGCGAAAAUGGUCGACGCUGGUGUUGGCAUAGAGCUCAAAUUGUGGGACGUCACAAAAGACACGAUUUCGGACGGUAUUCGAACGAUUAUUGAGGAUAAAAGAUUCAGCGAGAACAUGAAGCGGUUGUCAGCUGUAUACCGUGAGCAUAAGGAAGAGAGCCUGCCUAAAGCUGUGAAGUGGAUCGAGUAUGUACUUCGCCACAAUGGAGCCCCACAUCUGCGUAGUGGUGGAAGAGACUUGACCUGGUACCAAUACCUACUGCUAGAUGUCGUUGCAUUCGUGCUGGCUGUUGUAAUGGCCUUUUGUAUAGCUCUCUACCACAUUGCUAGCUUUCUAAUCCACAAAUUGUUUAAAUCCAAGAAACUGAAAGCGAACUGAGGACGUAUAAUCUUCUGUUAUACAGAAGUCUAUUUGCCUACUAAUUCACUGAGCAUGAGCUUGAAUGUCUCAAGUGGAAUGUUGGAAUAUAUACAUUCACACAGAUUUGUGAAAUCUAUGUCGUGUUUGUGUCGUAUGAAAUACAACGUAUAAAACUUUUAAAUCUCAUUUGUGUAAUGUUGCAAGUGGGAAAAAGGCUGUGUGUAUGACUACAUUGUUGUUGUUGUUAUUUGAAGUGCAGUUUUCGUUUGAACGGCUGGCUAUACAAUUCAAAAUACUGUUUUGAGUUCUGCGAUUUGUACAGGUGAAGUUUAAAAAUUUUGUACGUGGUAUUUCAUAUGAUACAACCUCGACGAAAGUUCCAUAGGUGUACAUACCUAUGCAUAUGUGGCGGGAGUCAGUCCAAACAAACACUGCUCGUAACAUCUUUCAUGCGACACUCAGUGUCAAUGGAAAGUGCUGGCUUACUUCCCGUUACAAACAAAAUAAUUUUUAGGGCAGACUUUUAUAUGCCGAUUCAAAAGAGUGGUGUCACCUUAGUUUAGUAUGAUACUCUUUUAUCGAUAUGUAUGUAGAGUAAACCACGAAGAAUUACCUUAGCAAUGUGUGAGCUGCUGUAUACAAAUACAGGAUAUAGAAACAGAGCCAAAAUGUUGUAACUUACAUAUGGCAUUAAACUGUUAUACAGUUUCUUCAUAAUUAAAUAAAUCAGCAAACACGUGCCACCCUGGUACACACUGGUUGCUGCCGCCAUGUUGCAACGCUGCUCAGUUGUUGCCUGGGGUACGGGUUAUUCUGCGUGCCUUAAUGUUCUUGCUAGUAAAUAUCGAUGCAACGAAUACCGUAAUAGACCCAUUUGGGACCGCUUUAUCGAACGGGCACAGAAAAUCCAGCUUUAAAAUCAUUUUUGUAGUAAUGGGAAACAAACUGACGCUUUCCGUUGACCCUGGGGCACCGUACGAAAUGUGUGAUGAGCAAUAUUUGUUUGGACUGAUUCCAGCUGCACAUUGUAAAAACGAAAAUGCAAAUAUCUACCGAAAAACCAGACAAAAUGCGCCUGACGGCUCUUAAAAGGUGCACCACACAUACAUUCUUCUAUGUGGAGCACUAUUUGUAAAUAAUAUUUUAUCCUCUUCAGGACACUUCAUGAAAUAAAAAAAUUAAGAACAUUUUGAAGUGUGUAAUUUUUUCGCGUUUUCUGAAGCUGAGUGAAAUAGCUUCCCUGCAAAAAAAAGCAAUCAGCUUGUAACUUGAAUAAUUUCUUAGUCUACAAACUAAGCAUUUGGAAAGUACUUGUAAUCAUAUAACCUGAGAAUGAGAGCAAAAAACAACUGUAGAAACCCAUUCGUCAUACAAUUACAUUAGCGAUGUGAGAGCUGCUGUAUACACAGAGGGAUUAAAAAAAAAGAGCCAAGAUGUUGUAACUCAUAUAUGGCAUUAAUAAACUGUUACA